Fusarium sp. VM40 is the source of this 2121-nucleotide messenger RNA. Lineage: Eukaryota; Fungi; Ascomycota; Sordariomycetes; Hypocreales; Nectriaceae. The record is from the annotation of a GenBank genome assembly.
AUGUUGAAGCAACUCAUUCUCAUCGCACCUCUUCUGGUGCACGCAGCACUCGCUGUUCCAGCGGUCGAGCCCAGACACCAGCAUCUUCAUGGCAAUAUGGAUCAUACUCAUGGUACCAAGACCACGAUGACUACGUCCGUUCGACGUGAAGCAGAAGCAACAGUCGAAGCACAGUUUAUCCCACCCAAGAUGCCUUACGCACUCAAACCUAACACCAAAACCACCAAGCCCACUGCUGCUGCAGAGCCAGAUGAUCCCGAGGACAGUAUCAUUCCCGGGUUUAUCCCACCCAAGAUGCCUUUUGUGCCGAAAUCAGGUUACCAACCAAAGUCAGCCAAGGUCCAGUCUACCUCUGAAAAGUCUGUCUCCGUUGCAUCUGUCAACAAUAAGAAAGCGGUUGCAAAGGUUGAGGAUGAGGAUGAUACCGACACAAAGUCUACCUUCAUUCCACCUAGGUCACCCUUUCGAGGAGCUCGUAAGCCUUCCAAUGAUAUCCCUAGAGACACACUUCCGCAGUUCAUCCCACCAAGAAACCCUUGGGGGCAGUCCAGGCGUCAGACUCGCUCAGUGGAUAAUGAUGGCCAAGGUGCUUCUGAGGAAACAGCCGUUCCUGAUAUCAACCAGGGGGCUUCCCAAGACGACGAGAAGGAUUCCUCUACACCCGAGCUUCUAAAGCGCGAUGGGGAGGACGGAGACAAUGAGUUCUUUGAAGAGGAGGAUGAUGAUGAACUCAGCACCUCGGACUUUCCGAACCUUGGAGGUUCCGAAGACGCCGAAGUCAACACCGAUUCAAACCCAGAGACUGACAAUACUCCCGUUGGUAAUGCAUCUGAACAGGAGAACCAGGACCAAGAGUACAACGACACUGAGGACGUUGGCAACGCCAAUAACUACUUCGGCGGCGACUACAGCGACGAGGAUGACGCCAACAAUACCCCUACUCGGCUAGAGGCUCGGGGUGUUGCGAAGCGAAACAUCCUCUACUUCACAAACUGGGGUACUUACGGGGCGAACUUUCAGCCCCAAGACCUUCCGGUAAAGGAGAUCACACAUGUUCUAUACUCUUUUGCCAAUGUGAAUGCCAAGGACGGAAGUGUUGUUUCAUCAGACAGUUAUGCGGACAUCAAUAGAGUCUAUGCGGGUGAUGUUAAGGAGCAAGGAAAGAACGUAUAUGGGUGUGUUAAGCAGCUGUACCUUCUCAAGAAAAAGAACCGCAAUCUAAAGGUGUUGCUUUCGAUUGGAGGUUUCAAUGGAAGCCCAGCACUCGCCUCUGGUGUGAGCACACAAGCCGGACGCCAACGAUUCGUUGCCACCGCUGUAAAGCUCAUCACAGACUGGGGCUUUGACGGAAUUGAUAUUGACUGGGAAUAUCCCGCCAACGCACAAGAAGCUCGUAACUAUGUUUCGAUACUUUCAGGUGUCCGAAAAGCCCUUGACAAUUAUUCUACGACAAACAAGCUUAACUACCAUUUCCUUCUCACUGUGGCUACCUCGGCUGGUGCAGGCAAUUACAACAUCAUGAACAUGAAAGGAAUGGACGCUUGGCUUGAUGCCUGGCACCUCAUGGCCUAUGAUUAUUCUGGUCCUUGGGAUUCGACUACUGGUCAUCAAGCUAACGUAUUUGCUUCCAAGAACUGGCCCCUAACAACAAAGCUGAGCACUGACAAAGCUUUGAACGACUACAUUGCUGCUGGAGUCCCUCCCAAGAAGAUCCUUAUGGGCAUGCCUCUGUACGGUCGUUCGUUUUCAAAAACUGAUGGUUUUGGGAAGUCCUACUCAGGUAUGGCUGGUAACAGCGAAGGCAUUUAUCUUCUCAAAGAGUUACCUCGCCCCGGUGCCAAAACUUCUUACAACGCAGAUCUCAUCGCUAGCUACACAUAUGAUAGCAAGAAGCGGGAACUUGUCACCAUGGACGAUCUCAAAUCAGGCCAAGCUAAGGCCGGCUAUAUCAACGAGCGAGGUCUCGGUGGCGCCUUUUAUUGGGAAGCGAGCGGAGACAGGCUCGGGUCAGCGAGUGUCGUCGCUGGUGUGAAGCGCACUCUGGGCACCCUCGAGAAAGUGAACAAUCUUCUCAAAUACCCCACGAGCGCAUAUGACAACAUACGAAAGAACAUGGCCUAA